CUUCUAUUCUGAGAAGUUGCCGGGUUCCAGCAGGGUGGGGCGAGUUGUGGUCCUCAACACCAAUCUGUACUACAGCAACAACGAGCAGACAGCUGGCAUGGCCGACCCUGGCCAGCAGUUCCAGUGGCUGGGAGAUGUCCUGAGCAAUGCAUCUCGGGAUGGGGAGAUGGUGUACAUUAUUGGCCACGUGCCCCCAGGGUUCUUUGAGAAGACACAGAACAAGGCCUGGUUCCGAGAGAGCUUCAAUGAGGAGUAUCUGAAGGUGAUCCAGAAGCACCAUCGUGUCAUAGCAGGACAGUUCUUUGGACACCACCAUACCGACAGCUUCCGAAUGUUCUAUGACAACACAGGUGCCCCCAUAAGCGUCAUGUUUCUCACACCUGGGGUCUCCCCGUGGAAGACCACAUUACCUGGAGUGGUGGAUGGGGCCAACAAUCCAGGGAUACGCAUUUUCGAGUAUGAUCGAGCCACCCUCAACUUGAAGGACAUGGUGACUUACUUCUUGAACCUGAGGCAAGCGAAUGUACAAGAGACCCCACUGUGGGAGCAGGAGUACCGCCUGACGGAGGCCUACCAGGUGCCGGAUGCCAGCAUCAGCUCCAUGCACACGGCGCUGACCCGCAUUGCCAGUGAGCCGCACAUCCUGCAACGUUAUUACGUCUAUAACUCGGUCAGCUACAACCAUCUGACCUGUGACGACAGCUGCCGCGUCGAGCACGUUUGUGCCAUACAACACGUGGCUUUCAACACUUACACUACCUGCUUGCAUGGUAUUGGUGCCAAGGUGGUUCCUGGUUUCCUGCUCAUACUGACUCUGCUGCCAAACCUGCACGUAUUGGAGGUGCUAUGACUGUAGGCACUGCCAGCCCACCCACUUACUUGGUUCAUCUUCCUCCCGGUAAAAUUGGGCAACAUUACCCAAUGAACUUUUGCCAUCAGUCUCCCGCUGCUGCGGAGAGUAAAGUGGGAUGGGACAACUUAGAUUCACCAGAGAGGGCGCUAAGAAGCACAUUUCUUCCAAGUUUCACGUUUUAUCCACAAAACUUGUUUGCGGUGCAUGUCUUGGUGCAUUAGUCCCUGUAAUACAAACAUAUCAAACCACCAUGCACUUGAUCACCACAGUGAAGUGAGCCGGCGGGAAGAUGGGCCCUGGAGAUUCAGUGCUUUCGAUGUGGUCCCUGCUCAAGGUCUGAACCGGGAAUGCACGUGGUGUGCAAAACUUUUGUUUGUUUUUGCUUUUUUUUUAAAUUUUUUUUAUUUGAGA
Mus pahari (shrew mouse) is the source of this 1264-nucleotide messenger RNA. It is a transcript of the gene Smpdl3b, whose product is annotated as sphingomyelin phosphodiesterase acid like 3B. Lineage: Eukaryota; Metazoa; Chordata; Mammalia; Rodentia; Muridae. The record is from RefSeq and is a predicted model, not a curated record. Bases 98 to 850 code for a protein of 250 amino acids. The transcript has 4 exons.